Paraglomus brasilianum is the source of this 1071-nucleotide messenger RNA. NCBI's taxonomy places the organism in Eukaryota, Fungi, Glomeromycota, Glomeromycetes, Paraglomerales, Paraglomeraceae. The record is from the annotation of a GenBank genome assembly.
AUGAGCGAAGGCUUUGCGAGACGUCCUACCAACCGGAAAAAUACUAUCAAAAAAAAAUUGCAGCAACAAGCAAUUCCACUCCCAGUUUAUAUUGACCAUGGCGUUACAGCUGCUUUCAGGUAUCUGACAAGCUUUUUUUGGUCGAGCAAGCCUUAUGGAAUCUUCGAUCGUGCAUCAAGAUCCGUUUGGGUAUCCAAGCAGGAAGAUAUCGACAUUCUUUGGCGACAAGGAUUUUUUGGUAAGGGUACUCUCUCGCGGAGUGAACCACUCUGGGCUUUUGGUUACGAGAAAAGUAAGAGAGUUGUGUCCCGCAAUGUCGUCGGAGGUCAGUUAGUCAAGAAUGAUAGCAAAUUACCCGGCAUAUUUGCAAAUGAAGGAACGUCGACUGUUGUUGAAGAUGUCCAAGGUUCAGCAGUCGAAAUCGUAGACCUGUCAACAAUGGAGCGUCUUCAGUUACAUCUGGAAGAAGCAAUGUUCUUGCUAUAUGGUCUUGGAAUUCUAGAUAUAUACGACACCAACAAGAGGCUGCUUAGUAUAGAAGAAUGCUGGACGGAAUUCUGCCUUGCAGGUCACAGAGCUCCCCCUACUGAUACUGCAGAACAACAGUCGAAUUUGGAUAUCAACUGGAACAAUUCCUUUAUAAUUUAUUACACGGUCUAUCAUUAUUUUCGCAGUCUCGGAUGGGUAGUAAAAGACGGAACAAAAUAUGGUGUCGAUUAUUUGCUAUAUGAAAAGGGCCCACCGUUUAAUCAUUCACAGUAUGCCGUCGUGAUCGUGCCAGUUCAUGAUACGCCUGAAACAAAAUCAUCGAAUUCAGAAGCCCCACUAAAGUUGUGGCAAUCUAUAAUGAGUUUGAGCAGAGUAUGUGGUUCGGUUAGAAAGACUAUAGUGCUUUGUCAUGUUAUAAUUCCUGAUUCAAAUGAUGUUCUACCCAUACAUUCACCUGAAUGUGCCAAAAUGUAUACUGUCAAAGAAAUAGUUAUUAACCGGUUUCUGCCAGAGAAAGGACAGAAUACUGGAAUUGUCAAAAUCGAAGUAAUUGCUAUUUUCAAAACUAUAUUUCAAAGUUAA